CGGCCUCCGUCCCUUUCUCUUUCUCUAUCGGUUGCUCUGCACUUGGCCCUGUCAGAGGAGCUUGCAGUCCUGAGGUUCACGUCGCUGGAGAGCUGAAGAGGGGGCCGCCACUGCACCAGUUUGCAGCUCAAAUAGUUUUUUUUUUUGUGUGUGUGAAGAAGUCUUUUAGCCAGCCAUGUUGAGGCUGAUCUUUUUGGCCGCUCUCGCCGCCUUCGCUCGGGCCAGUGAUGUACUCGAAUACACGGAUGACGAUUUCGAAAGCAAGAUUGGAGAUCACGAUCUCAUUCUUGUGGAAUUUUUUGCCCCUUGGUGUGGCCAUUGUAAACGGCUAGCACCUGAGUACGAGGCAGCGGCCACGCGUCUCAAAGGCAUCGUCUCUCUGGCCAAGGUCGACUGCACAGCCAACAGCAACGUGUGCAGCAAGUACGGCGUCAGCGGCUACCCCACCCUCAAGAUCUUUAGGGAUGGAGAGGAAACUGGUCCCUAUGACGGGCCCAGAACAGCAGAUGGGAUUGUCAGCUUCCUGAAGAAGCAGGCUGGCCCAGCUUCUGUGGAACUCAAGGCCGAAGCAGACUUUGAGAAGUUUCUCGCAGAUCAUGAUGCAAGUGUUAUUGGGUUCUUUGCUGACGACAAGAGCACAGAACAGGCAGAGUUCCUGAAGGCUGCCAGUGCCUUGAGGGACAACUACCGCUUUGCCCACACCAACUCUGAGGCCCUCCUUAAGAAACAAGGCGUCGAUGAAGAGGCAGUCAUCCUGUUCCGCCCACCACGACUCAACAACAAGUUUGAAGACAGCUCUGUCAAAUUCAGUGAAGACAAAUUCACCAGCAACAAAGUCAAGAGGUUCAUCCAGGAUAACAUCUUUGGAAUCUGUCCCCACAUGACGGACGACAACAAAGACCAGCUGAAGGGGAAAGACCUGCUUGUGGCUUACUAUGAUGUAGAUUAUGACAAAAACCCCAAAGGCUCCAACUACUGGAGGAACAGGGUGAUGAAGGUGGCUAAGGGAUUCCUGGAUCAGGGCAAGAAGCUGAACUUCGCUGUAGCCAACAAGAACAUGUUCAGCCACGAGGUGUCUGAGUUUGGGUUUGACGGCAGCUCGGGAGAGUUGCCUCUGGUGGCCAUCCGCACCUCCAAGGGAGACAAAUACGUCAUGAGUGAGGAGUUCUCUCGUGAUGGUAAGACCCUGGAGCGUUUCCUGCAGGACUACUUUGACGGCAAGCUGAAGCGCUACCUCAAGUCAGAGCCCAUCCCAGAGAACAACGACGGUCCCGUCAAGGUCUUGGUGGCUGAGAACUUUGACUCCAUCGUCAACGAUGACAGCAAAGACGUCCUGAUCGAGUUCUACGCCCCAUGGUGCGGUCACUGCAAGAACCUGGAGCCCAAAUACACAGAGCUGGGGGAAAAGCUGGCCGACGAUCCCAACGUUGUUAUUGCCAAGAUGGAUGCCACAGCAAACGAUGUGCCAUCUCCAUAUGAAGUCAGCGGUUUCCCCACAAUCUACUUUUCUCCAGCUGGCCGCAAGACGAGCCCAAAGAAAUACGAGGGAGGCCGCGAGGUGAGCGACUUCAUCUCCUACCUGAAGAGGGAGGCCUCCAACCCCUUGGUGGUGCAGGAGGAGUCCAAGAAGAAGAAGAAGAAGAAGGACGGCAAAAUAGAGCUAUAAAAGCUCCAGACAGGAACUCAACACCCGCCCUCCCCCCCAUCAUGACAAGAAGAGGAGGAUUGGGGAAGAGAAAGAACUAAAUUAUAUUCCACUCUCUUAGUGAACUACAGAAUGCUCUGAAGCCGAAGUCGAAAAGACGCGGCCCUUCCUUUAGGUCCUCCGCUGCUCUGGGAAUCCGGUGGAAGGUGGAGAGGUGGUGGCCAGGGUCUGCCCGAUGUCUAAAAACAAAAACAAAUUUUUAGGGAAGAGGGGACAGCUUUUGAAAUAGAUUUCUUUUUCCCCGGGGUCUGUCUACUACACCUCAGGCUGAUGCACUUUGGUUUGAUACCAGUCUCCAGUCAUCUGUCGCUAUGGUUUUUGUUGUUGUCGUCAUUACGGGGGAUAAUGGUAAUGGUGAAUUUUUUUUUUUUUUUUGUAACACGUCUUUGUUUUUGUACAUUUGGAAGGAUUGUGAAAUAAAAAGGCCCACAAAACCAAAAUGAA
This is a messenger RNA of Mugil cephalus (flathead mullet), 2149 nucleotides long. It is a transcript of the gene pdia3, whose product is annotated as protein disulfide isomerase family A, member 3. The transcript is spliced from 13 exons. Gene Ontology annotation, cellular component: endoplasmic reticulum; cell surface. Bases 176 to 1666 code for a protein of 496 amino acids. Gene Ontology annotation, molecular function: protein disulfide isomerase activity. Gene Ontology annotation, biological process: protein folding; response to endoplasmic reticulum stress. NCBI's taxonomy places the organism in Eukaryota, Metazoa, Chordata, Actinopteri, Mugiliformes, Mugilidae. The record is from RefSeq and is a predicted model, not a curated record.